AUGUCACCAACUGAAAUGAAAGAGUUGAAGAUACAACUACAAGAACUGCUUGAUAAAGGAUUCAUUCAUCCAAGCACUUCUCCUUGGGACGCAUCGGUUCUUUUUGUUAAGAAGAAAGAUAGGACACUCUGGUUAUGUGUUGACUACCAGGAGCUCAAUAAGACACUUCGAGAUAAGAGGCUGUAUGCGAAAUUGAAGAAGUGCGAGUUUUGGCUACAUGAAGUGGUGUUUUUGGGGCACAUAAUUAAUAAAGAAGGUGUUUCUGUUGACCCACACAGGAUAGAAGCCAUUGUGAAUUGGCCAUCUCCUACGAAUGUAAGAGAGGUGCGAAGUUUCUUGGGCUUAGCAAGGUACUACCGGAGAUUUGUACAAGACUUCUCCAAGAUUGCAACAACACUAACCCAAUUGACCCAAAAAGGGGCUACGUUUGAGUGGACAGAACAAAGGGAAAUUGCCUUUAAGGAGUAA
This is a messenger RNA of Camellia sinensis, 468 nucleotides long. The record is from RefSeq and is a predicted model, not a curated record. NCBI's taxonomy places the organism in Eukaryota, Viridiplantae, Streptophyta, Magnoliopsida, Ericales, Theaceae.